AUGCUUGCGGCUGUGUAUCACGGCCGAGCUACGGAUGCCCUGCGUGCUGUAACCCCGAUCCCCCGCAUGAUCCGCUAUCUCGGGCAACCGACAAAGAAUGAGGGCCAGGAAAAGAGCGACGCUUACUGGAGACGGAACCUGGGGAAUGCCCACUCCACAAAGUUUCCAAAACCCCUCACGCCAUCAUAUCAGCCCUUCGCCGAUGGUGUACUGAGAUACCACUUCCAGCUGGAGCAUGGGAGGCACCGGGUCUCGCCAGCCAUUCUGCUCCGAGCAGCGUGGGCUGUGGUAGUUGCCAGCCAGACAGCGAGUGACGAGGCGAUGGUUGCAGUCGUUCUGUCGGGACGUGACAUGCCCCUAUUUGGGAUCGAGGACGUGGUUGCUCCAACCAUUACUACUGUUCCUUGCCGUAUCAAAAUAGACCGGAUGGAUCCCAUCACGGCGUUUCUUGAUUCAGUGGACAAUGCGGCGAAAGACAUGGCUCCACACACUCAGUUUGGACUGGCGAAUAUUCAGCGGGCAGCAGGCCUAGGCCACGAAUUCGAGCCGGGGCACCUGUUUCUUGUGCAGCCGGGCGACGAGGAUAUCGGGUCCGUGGAGGUGCUGGGUCUGGAGAUGCUGGAUGCCGAGAGAGGGAACUUUGAAGGCUACGCGCUGGUCGUUGAAUGCACUCUGCACGCGAGCGGAGCCGGUGUAACUAUAGAAAUGCGAUUCGACAAGCAAGUUCUCUCUCCGUCGCGAGUGUCGGGGCUGCUGUCCCAACUGGCACAUGUUACACAUCAACUGCAAGUCUAUAAUUUGGCCGACACAGAGUUAGCCGCUGCCAGCCGGAAUGAUUGCAUUGGAACCCUUGACGUGAUUAGUCCAGAGGACAAGGAGCAACUCCUGAACUGGAAUGGACAACCACCAAGUGCCACGAGAGCCUCACUAGUGGAGUUGGUGGAAGCCCAGAUGACGAGGAGCCCUGAUGCCCCGGCAGUUUGCGCAAGAGGCGGUGACCUGACGUAUUCCAAACUGUUCACUGCUGCUGGCCGUCUGGCACAGCAUCUUGUCGAACUUGGGGUUGGCCCUGAGAGGUCUGUUGGUCUGUGCAUGGAGAAAUCAAAAUUCGCCGUGAUAUCAAUAGUCGCUAUUCUAAUGGCCAGAGGCACUGUUGUACCACUUCCUACCCUGCAGUCUGACUGCCGAGUCAGCAAUAUCAUCGCUGAUGCCGGUAUUUCCGUUGCCCUGGUCGAAAUACCGCAGGCGAAGCGGUUGAAAGGCCUGAUCACUCAUCUUAUCAUUGCCAACACCAGACUUCUCGAUUCUCUUCCGGCUCUGGAUAUUAUAUCAGACCGGCCAGAGCCGCAGACCGCAGCAUGGGUAGUGUACACAUCUGGCAGUACUGGAAUCCCCAAAGGAGUUGUGCUAGAGCACCAGGCAUUGUGUACGGGCCUCCUGGCCCACGGGUCUCGCUUCGGCAUCACCUCCUCGACAAAGAUGCUUCAGUUCUCUGCCUUUACAUUUGACCUCAGCAUCCAGGAGAUAUUUGCUACCUUGGCAUUUGGGGGGUGCGUUUGCGUACCGUCGGAAACGGACCGGACAGAUAGGCUCGCACCAGCGAUGAAAGAGCUAGGAGUGACCUUCGCUAUCCUCACGCCUACUGUGGCUUCUUUGCUUAGUCCCGAGAGCGUGCCAUCGUCCCUCGAUACUCUCGUCCUAGCGGGCGAAGCAGUGAGUCCUGAUCAUGUCAGGCCGUGGCUCGACUGCGUCAGGAUAUUCAAUGGUUAUGGCCCAGCCGAAUGCUCCAUGUUCUCUGCCAUAAAUGGUCCAAUUGAUUGUGCGGAGAAUGCGUCUAAAAUUGGCUCGCCCGUCUCGAACCGCCUAUGGGUUGCAAGUCUGCUAGACCAUGAUACUCUUGUAUCCCUCGGUGCCGAAGGUGAGUUACUUAUUGAAGGGCCCCUGCUUGCUCGAGAAUACCUUCAUGAUGCAGAUAAGACGGCGACGGCGUUCGUGCUGGACCCGCAGUUCAUCCACUCACUGGACCUGCCCCCCGGACGCCGCAUGUAUCGAACCGGCGAUGUUGUUCGACAGGAUCGGGACACUGGCUUGCUCGAGUAUAUUGGUCGUGUAGAUAAUCAAAUCAAGAUCCGCGGGCAGCGCGUAGAGGUUGGCGAAAUUGAAAGCCAUAUUGUGCGUUUGCACUCAGGGAUCAAGGCUGCGUGUGUCCAAUACGUCCAAGUACGAGAUCUCGCAGACCCGAUACUGAUCGCUGCUAUUGAGGCUUGCGAGGACAACCAGGGCACACACCUAGAAGCUCUCCGUGGCGAGCUUCAGAAAGCCCUACCUCCGUAUAUGGUCCCGACACAUUUAAUACCGAUGAAUCUCCCCGUGAAUGCAUCGGGCAAGCUCGAUCGAAGGGCCACGAAAAUUACACUUGAAAGGCUCACGUUCGAGCAACUGACGUCGCUUACGCCGGACAAAAGCGGUGCCCUCGAAGAAGACCGCAUGCUGAACGAGUCGGAGGAACAGCUCAGCCAGCUCUGGAAACAAGUCCUCGGCCUCCAGGAAAGCCACAAAAUCAGCAUGAACGACGACUUCUUCCAUCAAGGCGGCGACUCCGUAGCAGCCAUGAGGCUCGUCGCCGCGGCCCAGACGGUGCAGAUACCCAUGCGCCUGAGCGUCUCCCAGAUUCUGCAGCAUCCGGGUCUUGUUGAUAUGGCACGGGUGGGAACUGAGCACAGAGCUGUUCAUGACCCAGCGCCUUUUGAGCUUUGGGAUACAUUCCGUGACCUGGAGCCACGACAUAAACAGGAAUGGCUAGUCGCUGUGGCCGAGCAGUGUGCGGAUAUCGCGGGACCUGAGCAGAUUGCGGACGUAUACCCUGCUACGCCAUUGCAGGAGGGUUUAAUGGCCAUCACGUCGCAGCAGAAGAGCGCGUACGUUGCGCAGCAGGUGUUCCGCAUGGGACCGAAGGUCGACAUUCAUCGCCUCCAGUCUGCUUGGGAGGCACUGUGCCAUAAACUCGCAAUACUCCGGACACGUCUUGUUUACGCAGCAGGGGGAUCGCUGCAGGUCGUUACCAAGAAUGUGCCGCAUUGUCGGUCUGCUUCGUGUGAACUGAGUAAGUAUCUAGCGGAGGACUUGGAAAGGUCCUUUGGGUAUGGCGUCUGGCUCCACAAUCUGGCUGUUAUAGAAGACGGUACUACCAAAUAUCUUGUCUGGACGGUGCAUCAUGCGGCAUACGACGGCUGGUCCUUAAUGCAGGUACUGCGAAUGCUCGUCCGGAUCUACCAAGGGGAGGACACUGGGUUUGUUCCAACUCCGAUUUCGCGGUUUAUCAGGUACCUGGAGGAGACAGAUGAGAGCGCCAUGACUGAAUAUUGGAAGAAGCAGCUGGAGCACGCAAAACUGAUUCGGUUCCCUCAACUUCCGUCACCAGCAUAUCAGCCACAUGCCAGCAGUAUUGUGAGGAAGCGGCUGCAUUUUCACUCGGGGAGCAGUAAGAGUGGGACGCCAUUUCCAACACCCAUCCUGCUGAGGGCAGCAUGGGCAGUCACGGUGGCCACGUAUACCGGCAGCGACGAGGUCAUCGUCAAUAUAGCCCUGAGUGGUCGUGAUGCUCCAGUCCCCGGGAUCGCCGAUAUUGUUGGACCGACCAUCACGACUGUCCCUGUACGGAUACAGAUGGAUAUGAAGCAGGCAGUCGGUGACUUUCUAUCAUCUGUUGACCGACAGUCCAAGGACAUGGUCCCGUUCGCCCAUGCAGGCCUGCAUUGGAUUCGCCAUGCCGUGCCUGGUCUCCCAUCCGAUUUCGAUGCAGGACAUCUGUUUAUCAUCCAGCCGGCUGUGUCGAGCAAUGACAGCCCCGGUGUCGAGGACAUCGGACUUGAGAUCAACCCAGCCAUAACAGAAAACUCAGAGAGUCCGGACUUCGGUGGAUACGCCCUGGCCGUGGACUGCACGGUUCAUCCCGAUGCCGUGGACAUCGACAUCCGAUUCGAUCCCCAUGUUCUCCCUCAGCCUAGAGCUGAAGCCCUGUUGGCGCAGUUUGAGCACACUACUGACCAGCUACGAAGCCACGGCACCGGACAACGCCUCGCUGACCUUGACCUUUUAACCCCAGCAGACGCCAAUGCUAUUCGGGCGUGGAACGAGAAACCCCCAACCGGCCGAGAGGCAUGCGUCCACGAGCUUAUACGAAUUAUGGUCGACAGGACACCUGAAGCUACAGCUGUCGACGCGUGGGAUGGGGACUUCUCGUACGCCGCUCUUUACGCAGCGUCUCGCCGGCUCGCCCAUUACCUGGUCUUAUACCACAAUAUUGGGCCAGGCGUCAGGGUUGGGAUGGCGAUGGAUAAGUCGCGUUUGGCCAUUGUAGCUAUCCUGGCGAUCCUCAACGCCGGUGGUGCUGUACUACCGUUGGCAACACAGCAACCACUUUCAAGACUGGAGCAUGUCACAAUCGACGCAGACCUAUCAACCAUCCUAGUCAGCGCCGACAAGGCUGAGUCCCUCGAACAACUGGAUGUUGUCUCGCGGCGGCUGCUUGUCGUCGACGCCGCAUUGGUGGAACUGUUGCCAGCGCCUCCUACAGAAGGGGGGAUCUGCAAGGACGUGCACUUUGAUGAUCCAGCAUGGAUUGUGUAUACGUCUGGGAGCACUGGUGUGCCCAAAGGAGUAGUCCUCGAACAUAAAGCGCUAUGUAGCAGCUUUGCGGCACACGGGGCCCGGGUGGGAUUUGGGUCUGACACAAGGGCUUUCCAAUUCUCGGCUUUUACUUUCGACAAUUGUAUUGAGGAUAUCUUGUCCGUUCUGUCUUAUGGAGGAUGUGUGUGCGUUCCAUCUGAAACCCAGCGUCUUAACGCCCUGGCUGAGACAAUGCGACAUAUGCGAGUCAACCUACUUAACUGCACGCCAACGGUUGCGUCUCUCAUAACACCGAGUGAUGUACCCAUGCUGAAGACUUUGCUGCUGGGCGGCGAGCCCGUUUCCCCGGCGGUGGUCAAGCAGUGGCUUGGACACGCCAAAAUCAUGAAUACCUACGGACCGGCCGAAUGCAGCGUUGAUGUGGCCGUGGGCGGUCCCAUGAAUAGCCCAAGCGAUGCCUCUACAAUUGGCCUUCCGCUGAAUGUGUCCCUCUGGGUGGCCAGGCCAUCGAACUAUAACCAGCUCGCGCCAAUCGGUACGCCGGGCGAGCUCCUCGUCGAGGGGCCGCAGCUCGCCAGAGAAUACCUUAAUAACCCGGAAAAAACCGCCGUAUCCUUUAUAUGGAACCCAGAGUUCCUUAGGAUUCUGGACAUGCCACCACGCGGCCGUUUCUAUCGCACAGGAGACAUCGUAAGGCAGAAUGGUGACGGCUCGCUGGUUCACCUUGGUCGGAUGGAUACGCAGAUUAAAAUCCGCGGGCAGAGGGUUGAGAUUGACGAGAUCGAGAGUAAUAUUCUCCGUGCUCAACCGGAGGUGAGGCUUGCUUGCGUUGAUCUCGUCGUGCUAAGUGACAUGGACCGUGACCCAAUGCUCCUGGCUGCAAUCGAGGUAGUUGAUGGAGGAGAGGACGGGGAUUUCAUAGCGGGCACAGUUCGGCGACCAACAGCUGCCCUUCGAACUCUGGUUAGAAACUUGCAGGCGCAAUUACUGCUCGUGCUCCCACAAUAUAUGGUGCCCCAUUUCGUCCCAGUGGCCAGACUUCAGCUCAAUGCAUCAGGGAAGCUAGACAGACGGGCUACGCGCUUGACUCUCGAAGCCAUGACUCGUCAGCAGAUCGCAUCAUUUCAGGAAGCAUCAGAUACAACGCAAGGACGCACCUCGCUAUCAGAUAUGGAAGAUCGCCUCCGCCAAAUCUGGGUUGAGCUGCUGGGCUGUUCACCAAACAUCGGCCCUUACGACAGUUUCACCCUCCUGGGUGGUGACUCUGUCAUUGCCAUGCGCCAUGUUGCUGCGGCCGUCCGCAUAGGAAUCCGAAUUGGCGUCGCUGAUAUUCUUCAGAAUCCGCAAUUAUCCGAUUUGGCGCGCGUUGCCGAACAGUCUCAGGGCCCAGGAGCCAGCGAGGAAGACCCAGCACCCUUUGAGCUGUGGCCUGGAUUUGCGAAUGAAGAUGCAGAAGAGCAGACGUGCUGGCUCGAGGCCGUUGCACGGCAGUGUGGUGAAACGCCAGCGGAUAUAGAGGACGUCUAUCCCGCUUCGCCACUCCAGGAGGGUCUCAUGGCCGUCACAGGUCAGCAGCCGGGAGCCUUUGUCGCGCAGAAUGUCUUCCGAAUGACCGACGUUAAACUUGCGCGUUUCAAGCAGACUUGGGCCAGACUGAUGCAGUCUCUGCCGAUCUUGCGCACACGGAUUGUUUACCAUAAUGCACGCUCUGGGCCAUUGCAGGCCGUGGUGCGUAGGCACCUGCACUGGAUCCAUGCCACCGACAUCGAGACAUACCUGUCCAUCGACAAGACGCUACCAUUCUCGUAUGGCACCCCACUACACCGUCUUGCGAUUAUAGGCCCUGGGACUUCGGAUGGUGGAAUGUACUUUGUGUGGACGCAGCAUCACAGCGGUUAUGACGGCUAUCAGACUGCGCUGAUGCUGAACAUGCUGGCUGAAGUUCACCAGGAGCAAGAAUUGCAUCAGUCCCCACCCCCAGUCACUCGGUUUAUAAGAUAUCUACAGCAGAAGGAUAAAGACCAGGUUACGACCUUCUGGAGAAGUCAGCUGGGAGAUGUCCAUCUAACGCGUUUCCCCGAACUCCCAACUCCAUCAUACCGUCCCCAGGCCGACAGCUGCUCACGGCGACUCGUCCAGCGGAGCGUGCCCCAUCGUGGACCACUAGUCUCGACUCUUCUGCGCGCUGCGUGGGCCUUUACAGUGGCUACUUAUACGGGAAGCACAGAGUCGACGUCAGUCGUGGCGCUUUCCGGGCGUGACGUCCCUGUCGACGGCAUUGGAAGCAUGGCUAUGCCAACUCUAACCACUGUCCCAGUGCGCACGCGCCUAGAUGACCGAAGCCAAACUGUUGCUGCCCUCCUCAGCAGCAUCACCCGCCAGGUUGAGGAGAUGAAACCGUUCUUGCACACCGGAAUGCAGUAUAUCCGGGCUGCUGUACCAGGAUUAGCGCCAGAUUGGGACCCAGGCCAUCUCAUCAUCAUUCAACCUCCUCUGGGUGGCAGCGACGAAGAUCCUCUGGCGGCAAUCGGUCUGGAGGACGUUAGCACUGCCAGGACGGAGUUUCCAGGAUACGCACUCGCAGUGCAGUGCACCGUUAAUGCUAACGGAUCGGUGGAUGUCGAGAUGCGAUACGAUAGCAGAGUUAUAAUACCCCCGACGGCUGAGAACCUUUUGGCCCAGUUCGAAUAUAUGGUACACCAGCUGGAGACACGGCCCGAUAUUGCUAUUGGCGAUAUUGAUCGUUUCAGACCAGCAGAUGCACAGAAAAUCCAAAGGUGGAAUCAGCCGGUUCUCCAGGCCAAGCCCAUUACCUCCUGCGUCCAUCAGCUCAUCCUGUCGAUGGUUAACCGACAGCCUGACGCCCCUGCGGUAUGUGCGUGGGACGGCGCCCUGUCAUAUGCAACCCUAUGGGGGACUUCCUGCCGUCUGGCUCACUCGUUGGUUGACCUUGGAGUCGGCCCGGAAGUGACUGUUGGCGUCUGCAUGGAUAAGUCACUGUGGGCAAUGGUCUCGAUGUUGGCCGUGCUGCAGGCCGGUGGUGUAGUUGUAGCACUGGGCACACAGCAUCCCCUGAUCCGGCUGAAGACAAUUCUGGUAGACGCAGCCAUCAAGGUAACCCUGGUCGACAACAGGCAGGCUGAGCGUCUGCGGGAUGUGACGGAUUACAUUGUAGUUGACGAAGGCUGUGUCCGUCGCCUGCCAUCUCAGUCAAGCCCUCCUCUCUCAGGCGUCACACCACAAAAUGCAGCGUGGAUUGUCUAUACCUCCGGCAGUACUGGCACGCCAAAGGGGGUGGUACUGGAGCACCAGACACUCUGCACCGGAAUCAGGGCCCACGGCACGCAGUUCGGAAAUAAUGAACAGACUCGUGCACUGCAAUUCGCCUCUCACACAUUUGGGGUCGUCAUCGAAGACAUGUUCACCACGCUCGUCUUCGGCGGCUGUACUUGCAUUCCGUCUGAGGACCAGAGAAUGAACAUGCCCGAAUUGACCAACAUGGUUCGGGAUAUGGCCGUCAACUUCAUGAACCUAACGUCCACAGCUGCUUCAUUACUAGAUCCGCGCGAGGUCCCGGGUGUCAAAACGGUUGUCCUAGGAGGCGAAGCCCUACGACCGACAGUGGUGCAACAAUGGGCUGAGCAUGCACAGUUGCUCAACGCCUACGGGCAGAGUGAAUGCUGUGUGGAGUCCCUUAUCAGUGUUAUUAGAGGCGAGAACGACGCUGCUAACAUUGGCUUCCCGAUCGCCGACUGCGCGGCUUGGGUGGUUGAUCCGCUCGAUUAUAACCGCCUUGUUCCAGUGGGCGUUACAGGGGAGUUGCUAAUUCAGGGCCCUCUCCUUGCACGAGGAUACCUGAAUGACCCGGGCAAGACGGCCGCUUCGUUUGUAUCGAGUCCGGAUUUCCUCCAGAGACUGUGCUUCUCAGGUGAGGUUUGCAGUCGGAUGUACCGCACCGGUGAUCUUGUCAAGCAGAACGACGAUGGCUCUAUUGAUUACCUCGGCCGUCGCGACACGCAGAUCAAGAUUAGGGGACAGCGGGUCGAGUCUGGUGAGAUUGAGAACCGCAUUGUCCAGCUUCAAGCUGAGGUCUCGCAUGCGUUCGUGGACUUGAUAAAGCCCUGUGAUGCAGACCCGUCCUCUGAUCCUGUGCUCGUGGCAGCGGUUGAAUUCCAAUCUCCACAAACAUCAUCGGCAGACCUGAUCCAGAGUAUACGAUCUGGCUUACUUGAACAGCUCCCUACCUACAUGGUCCCUAACUAUACUGUUCCCAUGGCAAAUCAUUUACCCGUCAACGCGUCCGGCAAACUGGACCGGCGGGCAACACGUACUCUCAUAGAGAGCAUGAGCCGAGAUCAACUCGCAGCCUACAAACCAGAGCAAAGGAGAGCCCAUCGGCCUCUAUCUCCGCUGGAGAAACGGCUCCGUGCGGUAUACGCCGAGAUUCUGAGUCUCCCAAGUGACCAGAUAGGACCCUAUGACCAGUUCGUCCAGCUUGGAGGUGACUCCGUGGCCGCAAUGCGUGCUGUUGCCGCUUCUCGAAGGCAAGGACUGUCGUUUUCCGUCCGUGACAUUCUGCUACAUCAGAGCAUCGCAUCCUUAUCUCCAUAUAUAACAAGCAUGCCCAAUGAGCUGGACGCCCUUCCCACAUCGGACGGCGUAACAGAUGUGCAAGAAUGGAUGCUGAACCACCAUAUCGCUCGCCCAGAUGUGGGCAUGACAUGGUUCGCACUGGAUGCAGCCAGCCCGCUAGCUGGCGAGCGAAUGGCCGACGCAUGUAGGAAGCUGCUCGCCGAGAUCGAGAUCUUACAUACGGGCUUCGCUUUUAGGGACGGGGGAUGGAAGCGAGUCGUGCCCGCCCCGGUGCAGCCAGACGUGCAGUCAUCCAGCACCGAUACUACAAUAUCCAAAUGGACCGCAGAGUACAUCCAACGAAAGGGAUUCAAACCCAUUGAUCCUGAACGACCCCUGGUGUAUAUUGCCCUUUGCACCACAGGGUCGGAACACCGGAUUCUGAUCUCCAUGUCCCAUGCGAUAUACGAUGGAUUGUGCAUCACGUCUUUCUGGUCGGCAUUGAAGGACCUCUACGAGACCGGUCGGACUACACCCCCAUCAUCGUUCUCUCAAUACAUGGGCCAAGUCGAGAAAAGCCGCACGGCAGAGGCUUCAGAAUACUGGAAGGGCCUCCUCAAAAAUGCAACGCUGACAGACGUUGGGGAUAUCACGCCCCAAGACAGGGAAUUUGUCUGGCGAGCAGGGGUAAUUGGCCCUGCAGUCAUCGAGAUAGGCGAAAGUCCUCCUCCUGGAACAACCUGCGCAACGGUACUGAAGUCGGCGUGGGCCCUUGUCCUGGCAAGACGCACCGGACGCAGCGACGUGGUCUUCGCGGAUCUCGUAUCCGGUCGUGCUGGGGUUGAUGCUUCAGUUGCAGAAGCACUGGGGAUGUGUUCAACUCCGAUUCCAGUACGGGUGCAGCUCGACCCAUCGUCGACCUAUGUAGACCUUGUCCACGCGGUGCAGACACAGCAGGUCGAUAGCAUGCCUUUCGAGACGUACGGGUUCAGCAGAAUUGUUGAUGAGUGCACUCAGUGGCCCAAGGAAUCCAGACCCCCGUCCUGGAUUAACCACGUCCCUAGGAAGAUAGCAGACACGAUUUUAAUCGGGGGAAAUGAAUAUACAAUCAGCCAGCCAGCCCAGGAGGAGCAGAAGUGGACGUUCAGCGAGACCCGGAUUUCUUGGACCCAGAUAGAGGAUACUUUGGAGGUUACCCUGGCUUAUGCUGUUGAGAAGGUGCCAGGGGCGGUUGCUCAAGGGCUUUUUGAGGAUCUUAUUUUGAUGCUGAACCGGACUCUCUCCAGUCCGCAUGAGUUGAUAUCGCUAGGAUGA
Messenger RNA from Aspergillus puulaauensis, 10515 nucleotides. Its product is annotated as non-ribosomal peptide synthetase. Gene Ontology annotation, biological process: secondary metabolite biosynthetic process; amino acid activation for nonribosomal peptide biosynthetic process. The transcript has 2 exons. NCBI's taxonomy places the organism in Eukaryota, Fungi, Ascomycota, Eurotiomycetes, Eurotiales, Aspergillaceae. The record is from RefSeq and is a predicted model, not a curated record. Gene Ontology annotation, cellular component: cytoplasm. Gene Ontology annotation, molecular function: phosphopantetheine binding; catalytic activity. Bases 1 to 10515 code for a protein of 3504 amino acids.